This is a messenger RNA of Pangasianodon hypophthalmus (striped catfish), 1677 nucleotides long. It is a transcript of the gene dpcd, whose product is annotated as deleted in primary ciliary dyskinesia homolog (mouse). NCBI's taxonomy places the organism in Eukaryota, Metazoa, Chordata, Actinopteri, Siluriformes, Pangasiidae. The record is from RefSeq and is a predicted model, not a curated record. The transcript is spliced from 7 exons. The coding region runs from base 144 to 746 and encodes 200 amino acids.
ACAGCUUUCUUGAAAACCCCCAACUACCGAAAUACCCACAACACAGCCUUCAAGAAGAGAAACAAGACGUUUAAAAGGAUCACUUCCGGGUCAUCGUCACUUUAAAAAUAUAUUUUUAAAAUAUUUUGAGGAAGUUCAGCAAGAUGGCUGUUCAGUGCUGGUCAGAUCUCCUGAAGGCUGCUAAGAAAACGGCGUUGAUCUCAGAUGGAAAAAGGAAAGUGCACUACUUGUUUACAGAUGGUACUGAGAUGGCUGAAGAAUAUGACAUGAAGACAGAUGAACUUCUCUCACGUAGGUUGCGCUCUAAGACCAGACUUGGAGGACAAGGAGUGUGGCAGGUGGAAGUGGGUGAAACGGGAUCGAACCUCACAGAGACAGGAGAAAUAAAAGAGAACAGCUCGAAUCCAGUGUUUAUGCGCAAGGACACCAAGACCAGUUUCCAGUGGAGGGUCCGUAACAUCCCGUACCCCGUAGACACCUAUAAGAUCACGGUGGAACCUCUGGAACGCUGCUGUAUCAUCCGGACAACAAACAAAAAGUACUAUAAGAAGUUCAAUCUUCCAGAUCUUGACCGUUGCCAGCUGCCUCUAGAGAGCUCGGUUUUGAGCUUCAGCCACGCCAACAACACUUUAAUCAUCAGCUAUAAGAAGCCCAAAGAGAUUUUGGGCCUGGAACAGGAGCUGAUGAGGGAACUGAAGAAACUGAAGGGGACAAAUGAAGGAGACGUGGACUGUAAAACCCAGUGAACUGGUGUGGACUGUCUGUAGCGUUAUGUGCAUCUGUCUGUAGCGCCUUUUUUUUUUUUUGAAGGGUUUGUGCUUUUUGUUGCCCGUACGAAGCUGCAUUUUGUACAUUGAGCACGAAGUAUGAAAGCACCUGGCUGUAUAUAGAUGUUUUGGUUAUUUCCAAAGUGCAGUUAUUUUGAAGUGAAUGUGAAUUUUAUCUCAUCAAUAAAGUACAGCAUGUAUAGAAUUAUAGUUCAGUUCUUUAUGCCAUGUGACAUAUGUUUUGUGUAAUGCUACUCCCUUAAGCUGUAUUACAUUGUCAGUGUCCUUGUUUUCUCCACCAUGGAUGCCCAAUAAAAGUGCCUGUGUAUUGUGUUGUCACUCAGGUUACGUUAGCUAAAUUUAUGCCAAAUCCAAGGCCUAGAAGAGUGCCUCUGUGGGAUUCUUAAAGAACAAAUAAACAUUAAAAGUAACAUCUUCAGUAGCGUCUAUGAUUUAUUUUAUAAUACAAUUUUGUAAUAAACUUUUUUUAGUUUAUCUUCUUUCAUAGAAAUUUUCAUUUUGGUUAACAGUUUCCUACUUGACCCACAUGCCUUUUCACAACCUGCUGAUAGUGGCGCUGGUGGGAAUUACCUCUUGCUUCAUCUCUGCCUAAAGUCUCUUAUGUUUAAGAUUUGUUUAACAUUUUUUCUCCUAUUAAACACCACUGUAACUGCUAGGAAUGUUCCUGUGGAACAUUCCUUUCUUACAGGAAUAAUAAAAAUACAGCAUCAACCAACAAAAUUAGCAGCAGAAUUAUUAAGUACAUCAGAAAUAUUUCAAUAUAAUCAUAUUUAAUCUGUUUCAGGGAGGCUGCUUCCUUUAAGCAAGAUGACCUACAGUGCAUGUUUGUAAACAGGUUUGAAUAAAGAAAAACUUCUGACAAAUAAAUAAAUGUCAGUUUAGCCCUGUG